AACAAACACAUAUUUACCUUUAUUAUUAUCCCUUCCCCUAGUUUUUUGAUUCCAAAGAAUUUCAAAAUGUGUGCUUAAACCUAUUUCCCCUAGCGUUUGUUAUAUACCCCCUGAAAAUUAUUUUAUUACAUUAGUUAAUUAAAAUAAAUUACAUUAGUUUUAUCAAUCUUAGAUAUAAAACCAAUCGAGUUGUUUCCAUCCAAUCUGUCCACCAUGUAUUCGUGAUACCAGUUUUUACCGUCCAAUAUGACGUCUCCGUUUAUACGAGCUUAUCUACUGCCCUAGUCUAAAAAUUUGAAUUUUUACAAGUCCAGUUUACAUCCAGUUACACCAGAAUAUCCCACUACGUUUCAGUUUUUAAAAUUGUCCCCUGCUACAUAUACACAAGUUACAUUAACAAUGUCCGCUUCUACUACUAUUCCUAUGAUCAUGUCUGCUGAUUCCAUGUUUGAAUCUGCAGAUAUGUUUAUUCCCCACAACGAGCAAGUCGCCAACCCCUUCGAAGAAGAGGUUGCCGCAAUCAGUCGCAAGAAUGCUGAACUCGACUUGAGUUCGGCCUUGCCAAAUGAGAGACAGUCAGAGACGUCUCCAUUUAACAUCCAUUCAGCCGUGUUGGACUCCGUGUUCUCCAACGUGUUGGAUGAGCAUGACAACAUCCAAGACCAUACUCCUAUGUUUGACGAACUCGACUUCAUAGUCGAUGGAGCCAAGGUCAACCUGAAGGAUGACUGGGUGUCCUUGUUUGGCCCUGCUGCCGACUCGGAUGCACAGAUAAUCUCUUUAGAUGCAGACAUUGAAGACAGCUUGGUCAAGAAGGAAGAUUUGGACGAUGCCCUUUUGGACUUGUCUGUUCCUUCGGUUGCACCACCCGAACAGUCGCAGCUAAUCACUCCCAACCCCUCUUCAAACUUGCCUACUCCACUUUUGGAUUCCCAUAGUAAGAGUAGAACAAGUGCUCCUUCAAAGAAGGUCGACCAUUUGGGUUGUGUCACUUACUCCAAAAAGCAAAGAACACAGCCUUUGGUUCCUAUUGAUAUCGACGAUAGUGCCGACCCUAUCACUCUCAAGCGUGCUAAGAACACUGAGGCUGCUAGAAGGUCUCGUGCUAGAAAGAUGGAAAGAAUGAACCAAUUGGAGACCAAGGUAGAAGAGUUAAUCCAUGAAAAGUCCACCUUGGAAUUGGAGGUACUCAGAUUGAAGGAGAUGUUGUUGGCCAACGGCAUUAAGCCAUAG
Messenger RNA from Scheffersomyces stipitis CBS 6054, 1233 nucleotides. It is a transcript of the gene GCN4, whose product is annotated as amino acid starvation-responsive transcription factor. Gene Ontology annotation, biological process: positive regulation of cellular response to amino acid starvation. Lineage: Eukaryota; Fungi; Ascomycota; Pichiomycetes; Serinales; Debaryomycetaceae. Gene Ontology annotation, molecular function: RNA polymerase II cis-regulatory region sequence-specific DNA binding; DNA-binding transcription factor activity, RNA polymerase II-specific. The record is from RefSeq and is a predicted model, not a curated record. The coding region runs from base 400 to 1233 and encodes 277 amino acids. The transcript has 2 exons. Gene Ontology annotation, cellular component: transcription regulator complex.